Messenger RNA from Armigeres subalbatus, 2722 nucleotides. RefSeq names its product TBC1 domain family member 5 homolog A (gene TBC1D5). Gene Ontology annotation, biological process: activation of GTPase activity. Lineage: Eukaryota; Metazoa; Arthropoda; Insecta; Diptera; Culicidae. The transcript has 7 exons. Gene Ontology annotation, molecular function: GTPase activator activity. The record is from RefSeq and is a predicted model, not a curated record. The coding region runs from base 427 to 2502 and encodes 691 amino acids.
UUAUUUAUUUAUCUCUCGUGCGUCGUCUACAACCAUGAAGCAGCGUAGUUUUUGGCCAUUACAUUCGUCAUUUUCUUCUGUUUUGUGAUUAGGUACCUCAAAAAGAAAGGCAUUGAAUAGAAAGUUUAAAAUAAUUUGUGUUGUUGACAUCAGUUCGCAAUGAUGCGUAAUAGGUAUUGUGUUGAGGCGGAAUCUGAGUCAGAAAGAUGAGGGAACACGGCCCCGCUGAUAAGAAAGAAUGAUAAUCGGCAAUGUCAAUAUUUAGGCAGUGGUACCUGCAUAUAGGCAUCAAUAAUCCUGUUCCGAUUUUAGCUGCUGUACAACCGUAUUACUGUUUUGCUUGACAUUAUUCCGUUAUCUGCCGGAUGGUUGCGUUGAAUUUUGGUUUAAAGAUUUCUUGGUUUCUGUGAUAUUUCAAGUAAAGGAAUGGUCGAUCUAUCGUUACAAACGGACGAAAACGGUAGGCGGUUGGGCCGGGGAUUAUCCGGGGUUGACAAAUAUGAAUUGGAAUGGCGAAACAUCUUGGACAUCUCCAAUGACGAGACUUUGUACGAUCUACGACAUGCUGCAGUGCGCGGAGAUCUAAGAGCAUCCUCAUUCCGUAGUAUUUAUUGGGCUGUGUUUCUAGGGGUGCUUGAACCGCCUUCGAACAAUUGGGUCAAUCAACGAGAAACUAGCCGGAGAGAAUAUUCUGACCUUAAGUGUAGAUAUAUGCUGAAUCCCCACAGCACUUCGGAACGCUUCGAUGACCCGCUGUCACAAUCGAAGCAAAGCGUAUGGAAUCAACACUUUUGUGACCAGGAAUUGUGUGCAGUCAUAAAACAAGACGUCGUUCGUACGUUUCCCGGGGUGGAUUUUUUCCGAAAGCUGCACAUACAGGAAAUGAUGAUCAAUAUUCUGUUUUGCUAUGCGCGAAAGUAUCCGGCCAUGUGCUAUCGUCAAGGUAUGCACGAAAUUCUAGCACCGUUAAUUUUUGUGAUACAUAGCGAUCAGCAAGCUCUAGAACACAUACGAGAACUGCAUCCUGGAGUCGACCCAACGCUCGUAGCAGUCCUGGAUCCUAUUCAUCUAGAAAAAGAUUCGUUCGUGAUUUUCUCCAAAAUUAUGGACAAGAUUGCGUCGUUCUACCGUAUCACCGAUAUGGUACCAACGGCUACUGGUUACUUCCCAGUUGCAACACCAGCCUCGCCCGCAAGCCCUGAUCCUACAACGAGCGGACAAAAGCGAAAGCCUGAAAUUGAAGUAGUUGAGCAGUUAAACUAUAUUAAAGAUAAAAUACUCAUCAAGGAAGAUUUGCACCUUCACAAUCAUCUUUUGAAACUUGACAUUCCAUUGGCACUUUUCGGUAUCCGUUGGCUUAGGCUGUUAUUCGGAAGGGAAUUCUCUCUGCAGGACUUAUUACUGCUGUGGGACGCUAUUUUUGGCGAUGGAGAAGAAUUAAGUUUGAUAAAUUUUAUCGUUGUUGCAAUGCUAAUACGAAUAAGGGAUAAAUUAAUUUAUAGCGACUACACAACUUGCCUCAUGUAUUUAAUGCGUUACCCGUCAAAUGCUGAUGUUUCACUGAUCAUUCGGCAUGCUUUACACAUGAAGUCACCGAAGGUUUAUGAACGUCCACAAGGUGCAAUGAUAUAUGUUUCUUCUCCACCGGCUAAAAAACCUCUACAGCAACCAGUAAUGCGUUCCAAAAAUAUUGAACUUAAUUAUCUGAAAUAUUCGACGUUGCCAAACGUGCAGAAACGACAGCUAGCCUCUGAACAUCCCCUCAGCGGAAAGGAUGACCGACCACACACGUCCUCGCUACCUCGCAAUUCUGGGUCUAGCUCAAUGAGGAACCCAACAGCAAUUGAGUUGAGAGAAAAGGCUACAAUGGCAGCUAAAAAGGCUGCGGCUGCCUCAAAUCAGGUAGAUGUUCUAAAAGAUUCCAACGUCAGUGACGGAUACUUGGAAGAUGACCCUGAACUUUUAAAAAUUGAGUUACAAGAAGCCUACAAUAUCAUGUCGGUCAGUCGGGCAAAACUUCUGCAAUAUCUUCAAGUGCUUCGACGGCACACGCAUCCUGGCAACCCUACAGGCCGAGUUCAGCAAUCGCUCGAAGGUAUUGAGGAGAUAUGCUCGCUUCUCAAGCCCCGCUUCGAUACCGUAUUUCGAGCACCAGCUCCAAUUGACGCAGCCACCGAGGCCAAUGAGGAUCAUUCCCAGGAAAACCGCUCAACGACGGCACCACCAAUCGUUCAACGGAUGCAAACCCCUCCAGCAAGCCUUAAUUUACAACGCUCAUAUAACUAUGACCUUGACUGCAGGAGGAACAGUGCAGCUAGCGUAUCACAGUACGAAAUACCCGAGGACCGCUACAGUGGCAUUGCGACGAAAAAGCUUGCCAAUCGCAAAGAAGUUGAAAUGCACGUUUUCCAGCAGGAUUUCACCGAUCGCACCCGACGAAUAGACGACAAGGAAUUUCCUUCGGCUAAUCCACUCAGGACAGGGCGCCGAAGCUCCGAUUGACGAAUACUGAAACAGAACUAGAUGGCCUACACAAGUAUUAACCAUGGUUAACACUAUGUCUUACGUCGACAUCAUCGAUACAUAGCUUGGGGAAAUAGUCCCUAGAACGAAAACAAUAAUUUCUACAUAUGGAAUAGUGGCACAUUCUUUAUUACUGAAUAUUUCCUGUUUAGCCGCGUGAGCAUGUUCCAAAUCUGAUUCAAUAAAACACGUUUUUCAA